Rhinolophus ferrumequinum (greater horseshoe bat) is the source of this 10079-nucleotide messenger RNA. RefSeq names its product collagen type V alpha 1 chain (gene COL5A1). Gene Ontology annotation, molecular function: extracellular matrix structural constituent. NCBI's taxonomy places the organism in Eukaryota, Metazoa, Chordata, Mammalia, Chiroptera, Rhinolophidae. The coding region runs from base 407 to 5935 and encodes 1842 amino acids. The record is from RefSeq and is a predicted model, not a curated record. The transcript is spliced from 66 exons.
GAGGGAGGGAGGAACCUGGGAAAAAAGUGCUCGGCGCCCAAGGCGAGGUCCGCACUCCUCGUCCCGGCGGUUGGUGCAGGACCUCACUCGAGCAGAGCGCCCACGGGGAGCGGGUCGCGGGGCGGCGGCGGCCAGGGGAGGCGAGCAGGAGUUGGAGGAGUUGGAGGAGGCGAGAGCGAGCGAGCCGAGCGGGGUCCCGGCCGCCCCGCGGGCCAAGGUCGAGCCCUCCUGCCCGUGGGCGAGCGCACCCGCAGACCCGUCCCGGAGAGCCGCUGCCACAAAGAGAACGGGCCGGCGCCUGCUCCCCAUGACUUCCUGAGGUCGUGCCGGCCCCGCUGAGUCCGCUGCCCGGGCCGAGCCCGCGCCCCCGAGCGUCCCUGCGCGCCCCGACCCGUGCCCAGCCGGCAUGGAUGUCCACACCCGCUGGAAAGCGCGUAGCCCGCUCCGCCAGGGCGCCCCGCUGCUGUCCCCGCCGCUGCUGUUGGUGCUGCUGCUGCUGCUGUGGGCACCGCCUCCGAGCCGCGCAGCUCAGCCGGCAGAUCUCCUGAAGGUUCUAGAUUUUCACAACUUGCCUGAUGGAAUAACCAAGACAACAGGUUUUUGCACAACGCGGCGCUCGGCCAAAGGCCCGGAUGUUGCUUACAGAGUCACGAAAGAUGCCCAGCUCAGCGCGCCCACCAAGCAGCUGUACCCCGCGUCUGCGUUUCCCGAGGACUUCUCCAUUCUAACCACUGUGAAAGCCAAGAAGGGCAGCCAGGCCUUCCUGGUGUCCAUCUACAACGAGCAGGGUAUCCAGCAAAUCGGUCUGGAGAUGGGCCGCUCGCCUGUCUUCCUCUACGAGGACCACACGGGGAAACCGGGCCCAGAAGACUACCCCCUCUUCAGGGGUAUCAACCUGUCAGAUGGCAAGUGGCACAGAAUUGCACUCAGCGUCCACAAGAAAAAUGUCACCUUGAUCCUGGACUGUAAAAAGAAGGCCACGAAAUUCCUUGACCGCAGUGACCACCCCAUCAUAGACGUCAAUGGCAUCAUUGUGUUUGGCACCCGGAUUCUGGAUGAAGAAGUGUUUGAGGGUGACAUUCAGCAGCUGCUCUUCGUCUCGGACCACCGGGCAGCGUACGAUCAGUGCGAGCACUACAGUCCUGACUGUGACACUGCCGUCCCCGACACCCCCCAGUCUCAGGACCCCAACCCAGAUGAAUACUACCCGGAAGGAGAUGGGGAAGGCGAGACCUAUUACUACGAGUACCCCUACUACGAGGACACGGACGACCCCAGCAAGGAGCCCGCGCCCACCAGGAAGCCUGUGGAAGCUGCUAGAGAGACCACGGAGGUGGCCGAGGAGCUGACCCCGCCCCCCACGAUCGCCCCUCUGCUGCCCGGCACUGGAGAGGGGGCCGGGAAGGAGGAGGACCCCGGCCUAGGGGAGUAUGACUAUGUGCCCAGUGAGGACUACUACACGCCGUCCCCGUACGAGGACCUCAGCUAUAUCGAGGGCAUUGAGGACCCUGAUCAGCUCCCCGACCACGGCGCAGGGCCCGGCGUGCCCACCAGCACAGCUGGCACCUCCAACGCCUCCAACCCAGCUCUGCCUCCGGGGGGAGGGAAGGAUGACCUGGAGGGGGAGUUCACCGAAGAAACCGUCAAGAACCUGGAUGAGAACUACUACGACCCUUACUACGACCCCACCGUCUCCCCGUCGGAGAUCGGACCGGGCAUGCCAGCAAACCAGGACACCAUCUUCGAAGGGAUUGAUGGACCACGGGGCGAGAAAGGUCAAAAGGGAGAACCCGCCAUCAUUGAACCCGGAAUGCUCUUGGAGGGGCCACCGGGUCCUGAAGGCCCCGCGGGUCUCCCAGGACCUCCAGGAACGAUGGGUCCCACUGGCCAAGUUGGUGACCCUGGAGAAAGGGGUCCCCCUGGGCGCCCAGGUCUUCCCGGGGCUGACGGGCUGCCUGGCCCCCCUGGAACCAUGCUCAUGCUGCCGUUCCGGUUUGGAGGGGGUGGCGAUGCCAGCUCCAAAGGCCCCAUGGUCUCAGCCCAGGAGUCCCAAGCUCAAGCCAUUCUGCAGCAGGCCCGGUUGGCGUUGAGGGGGCCGGCUGGCCCAAUGGGUCUUACUGGGAGACCCGGCCCUGUGGGCCCUCCUGGGAGCGGAGGUUUGAAGGGCGAGCCGGGAGACAUGGGUCCUCAGGGCCCCCGAGGUGUGCAGGGCCCGCCCGGCCCCACAGGAAAGCCUGGGAGAAGGGGGCGGGCUGGCAGUGACGGAGCAAGAGGGAUGCCUGGACAGACUGGCCCCAAGGGUGACCGCGGCUUCGACGGCCUGGCUGGGCUGCCGGGAGAGAAGGGCCACAGGGGUGACCCUGGUCCUUCUGGCCCGCCGGGACCUCCGGGAGACGACGGAGAAAGGGGUGACGAUGGAGAAGUGGGGCCCCGAGGGCUGCCUGGGGAACCUGGACCGCGUGGUCUGCUGGGGCCAAAGGGUCCCCCGGGCCCUCCUGGACCUCCUGGUGUGACGGGUAUGGAUGGCCAAACAGGUCCGAAAGGAAACGUGGGUCCCCAGGGAGAGCCUGGCCCCCCGGGACAGCAGGGCAAUCCAGGAGCCCAGGGUCUUCCAGGGCCGCAGGGUGCAAUCGGUCCUCCAGGAGAAAAGGGUCCCCUGGGUAAACCAGGCCUGCCAGGGAUGCCCGGCGCUGAUGGACCCCCAGGGCACCCUGGCAAAGAAGGCCCUCCAGGAGAGAAGGGAGGCCAGGGUCCACCUGGCCCCCAGGGCCCAAUCGGCUAUCCGGGACCACGGGGAGUCAAGGGGGCAGAUGGCAUCCGUGGUCUGAAGGGUACCAAGGGUGAGAAGGGAGAAGAUGGCUUUCCGGGGUUCAAAGGAGACAUGGGCAUCAAGGGCGAUCGGGGUGAGAUCGGCCCACCUGGUCCCAGAGGGGAAGAUGGCCCUGAAGGCCCGAAAGGCCGUGGAGGUCCGAAUGGCGACCCAGGUCCUCUGGGACCCUCAGGAGAGAAGGGAAAACUCGGAGUCCCGGGGUUACCAGGUUACCCAGGAAGGCAAGGGCCAAAGGGUUCAAUUGGAUUUCCUGGAUUUCCCGGUGCCAAUGGAGAGAAGGGUGGCAGGGGCACCCCUGGGAAGCCAGGACCUCGGGGACAACGCGGCCCGACGGGUCCACGGGGUGAAAGAGGCCCCCGGGGCAUCACCGGGAAGCCUGGCCCCAAGGGCAACUCUGGAGGUGACGGCCCGGCCGGCCCUCCAGGUGAACGGGGACCCAAUGGACCCCAAGGACCCACGGGCUUUCCUGGACCAAAGGGCCCCCCUGGCCCUCCGGGCAAGGAUGGGCUCCCAGGACACCCUGGACAGAGAGGCGAGACCGGUUUCCAAGGCAAGACCGGCCCCCCAGGUCCUCCAGGUGUGGUCGGCCCUCAGGGUCCUACAGGAGAAACUGGUCCAAUGGGCGAGCGUGGCCACCCUGGGCCCCCAGGCCCUCCAGGUGAACAGGGGCUCCCAGGCCUUGCCGGGAAAGAAGGGACGAAGGGUGACCCAGGCCCUGCUGGCCUUCCUGGGAAAGAUGGCCCUCCAGGACUACGCGGCUUUCCUGGGGACCGAGGGCUCCCUGGUCCAGUGGGAGCGCUUGGACUGAAAGGCAGCGAGGGUCCCCCUGGCCCACCUGGCCCCGCGGGAUCUCCGGGGGAGAGAGGUCCGGCCGGUGCCGCUGGGCCUAUCGGAAUUCCGGGGAGACCUGGGCCUCAGGGACCUCCAGGGCCGGCUGGAGAGAAAGGUGCUCCUGGCGAGAAAGGGCCACAAGGCCCAGCUGGCCGAGACGGUCUCCAGGGUCCUGUGGGACUCCCCGGUCCGGCUGGCCCCGUGGGCCCCCCUGGAGAAGAUGGAGAUAAGGGAGAGAUCGGAGAGCCAGGACAGAAGGGGAGCAAGGGGGACAAAGGUGAACAGGGUCCACCUGGGCCUACGGGUCCUCAAGGCCCCAUCGGACAGCCAGGCCCCUCCGGAGCUGACGGCGAGCCAGGGCCUCGAGGCCAGCAGGGCCUUUUUGGGCAGAAAGGUGACGAAGGUCCGCGAGGUUUCCCUGGGCCCCCUGGACCUGUGGGGCUGCAGGGUCUGCCAGGACCUCCAGGAGAGAAGGGCGAGACGGGGGACGUGGGUCAGAUGGGCCCUCCAGGUCCCCCCGGUCCCCGAGGACCCUCUGGAGCUCCAGGCGCCGACGGUCCACAAGGUCCCCCUGGUGGAAUAGGCAACCCUGGUGCCGUGGGAGAGAAGGGUGAGCCUGGUGAAGCUGGAGAGCCUGGCCUUCCCGGAGAAGGGGGCCCCCCGGGACCCAAAGGAGAAAGGGGAGAGAAGGGUGAGGCCGGCCCUUCUGGUGCUGCAGGACCCCCUGGACCCAAAGGCCCUCCCGGAGAUGACGGUCCGAAAGGCAGUCCUGGCCCCGUCGGUUUUCCCGGAGACCCCGGUCCCCCCGGAGAGCCCGGCCCCGCGGGUCAGGAUGGUCCCCCUGGUGACAAAGGAGAUGAUGGCGAGCCCGGGCACGCAGGAUCCCCGGGCCCCACUGGUGAACCAGGUCCAUCUGGGCCUCCAGGAAAAAGGGGUCCCCCCGGGCCCGCAGGCCCUGAAGGCAGACAGGGAGAGAAAGGAGCCAAGGGAGAAGCUGGCUUGGAAGGCCCUCCUGGGAAGACUGGCCCCAUUGGCCCCCAGGGGGCCCCUGGGAAGCCCGGGCCGGACGGCCUGCGAGGGAUCCCCGGCCCUGUGGGGGAACAAGGUCUCCCGGGAUCCCCAGGCCCCGACGGCCCCCCUGGCCCCAUGGGUCCCCCAGGACUCCCCGGCCUCAAAGGAGAUUCUGGCCCCAAAGGGGAAAAGGGUCAUCCCGGCCUGAUUGGACUCAUCGGCCCUCCGGGUGAACAGGGUGAAAAGGGUGACCGCGGGCUCCCCGGCCCCCAGGGCUCCUCUGGCCCUAAGGGAGAACAGGGUAUCACUGGUCCUUCUGGCCCGAUCGGCCCCCCGGGCCCCCCCGGCUUACCGGGUCCUCCUGGUCCGAAAGGUGCUAAGGGCUCCUCGGGUCCAACUGGCCCAAAGGGUGAAGCAGGCCACCCCGGACCCCCCGGCCUGCCGGGCCCCCCGGGCGAGGUCAUCCAGCCCCUGCCGAUCCAGGCAUCCCGGACAAGGAGGAACAUUGAUGCCAGCCAGAUGCUGGACGACGGGGACGGUGAGAACUACAUGGAUUACGCGGACGGCAUGGAGGAGAUCUUCGGCUCACUCAACUCCCUGAAGCUGGAGAUCGAGCAGAUGAAGCGGCCGCUGGGCACGCAGGAGAACCCCGCCCGCACCUGCAAGGACCUGCAGCUGUGCCAUCCCGACUUCCCAGACGGUGAAUACUGGGUGGAUCCGAACCAGGGCUGCUCCAAGGACUCUUUCAAAGUUUACUGCAACUUCACAGCUGGAGGGGCCACAUGCGUCUUCCCCGACAAGAAGUCCGAGGGGAGUAAAAUGGCCCGAUGGCCCAAAGAACAGCCUUCUACCUGGUAUAGUCAGUACAAGCGAGGGUCCCUGCUCUCCUACGUGGACGCCGAGGGCAACCCCGUGGGCGUGGUCCAGAUGACCUUCCUGCGUCUGCUGAGCGCUUCUGCUCACCAGAAUAUCACGUACAACUGCUACCAGUCGGUCGCUUGGCAGGACGCCGCCACGGGCAGCUAUGACAAGGCCAUGCGCUUCCUGGGCUCCAAUGACGAGGAGAUGUCCUAUGACAACAGCCCCUACAUCCGCGCCCUGGUGGAUGGCUGCGCUACGAGGAAAGGCUAUCAGAAGACGGUGCUGGAGAUCGACACGCCCAGGGUGGAGCAGGUGCCAAUCGUGGACAUCAUGUUCCACGACUUCGGGGAAGCGGCACAGAAAUUCGGAUUUGAAGUGGGGCCGGCUUGCUUCCUGGGCUAGGAGCCCGGCCCCCACGACCAACCUCGUGACCUCAGCGCGCCGCCUGUGGGUGUCCUGGACAGUGAAGGCCCCUCGUCCCUCCCCCGACCUCGUCUGCACCUCAGCACCCCACCGGGCCGCACCCCAAACCAGAGAGCAAAGGGAAAGAGCCAUGUCCCCACCCCGGAGCCGAAUCACGUGACCUAGAUGUCCUACGGCCGCUGGGCCCGAACGUUCUGUGGACACCACGCUCCACAGGGAUGGGAACAGGGCCACGCUUCUUGCCACUGAGCUGACCGAUGGCGUUCGUGGAGGGUCCGCAGGGCUGGGGGGUGGGGCCAUGGUAUUUGGAGAUCACUCUUUUUAAAAAAUUCCACUUGAAGAUGUGUAUUCCCCCUGACCUUCACAAAAUGUUCCGAGGCAGGCCGCGUAAAGGUCACCCCCACCCGCCAGAGCCUCCGGUCCCAACAACACCAUCCGCUCACGGGCCAAAUGUCGUUCGUCACGGGCCUUCCCGACGGAUCAAAGGUGCUUUUGUUUUUGUGAGUUUUAAGUAAAUAUUUGUAUUGUGUUGUCAUGAAUGUUCAGUGUCCCUGACUUUCAAUCACGCAUGGAAACUCAGCUCAGUCCCAUUGGGACAAGGAGCAGGUGUCCCCUCUGGAUGAAAUCUGAUUCUGCUGAGACACGGGAGGCCCCCCAACCCUGGACAAGAACGUGCCCUAACUUGGAAAUUCGCCCAGAGCAGCGAGGAUUCAUGCCACCAUGUAAACACCAGGUGCCAGUACCCUUUCCUGACAACUUUUUAUUAGCUCUGGAUUCUUUUUUUUAAUGGGGAAGCAGAAAAGAAUUUUACACUUUACCUUUUCUACAUGCACUCAGAUUAAAAGGCAGGCUUCAAUUAACUUUAAUGGCUCCCUUUUUCCACUUUUCUUCCUGCAGGCCUGGUGGGAGGAUGGCCAGGGCAGGAAACCACGUUUUCUGUAGAUGAUAACAAAAUGAAAAUUGGUGCUUAUUUUUACACUUCUCUUUUGUGGUGCUAUCUGUUCUGAGACCUUGAGGGCGACCCUGGGGGUUCCUGGCCAUGCCUCACUCCCACCUUCCUCCACAAUCCAGGUUUUUGCCAAGGACGGUAAGAUAAAUGCACAUCACCUUCCUCCCCACUGGGUUCCCUCAUUCUUGUGCCCCCAGACCGUGGUGCAGCUGCUCCCAGGUCUGUGACCAGUAUUCGUAGCUUCUGUGAUUUGAAAACACACAUACACAAUCCAAGACGCUGCCACGUUGUCUACGGUGUAACCAUAGCAGACUGUAUUCGGUUGCCGAAUGUUUGUGGUGCUAAUUUCUAUUUGUUCCAAGAACUGCAUCAAGCUCUUCAGUUGUCCCAUCUUCUCUCCGCGGGGCUGCCCCCCACGCGGCCUCAGCAGACAGAGACACAUGCAAGGAACUCUGUGUCUCUCGGGCCGCCAGCAGGGCCCCUUUCCCACGUGCAUGAUUUGAAAUGCCAUCUGCCUCAUCCUGGGCAGGCAAGGCUCGGCCCAGGUGUGGCCCCCUCCCCUAGGACGCGGGCCGCCUCCUGUGGGCGAGGACCCGAGGGCCGGCGAGCAAAGGCAUCCCUUUACUGUGAAAAGCUGCCCUCGCGCAAUGCCCUUUCUUCCCACGAUGGGAGAAGCAAGUUGGGCCCCAGGGCCCUGCACAGCCCCUCAGGAGCUGCUGUCCUCCCCCGACCCCGCCCUGCCGGCCAGAAUGUGGUUCCCGCUUAGGAGACCACAGCAGAGCCGUCCGGGAGAAACUCAACACCACCCACGAGAACUUCCUGAAUGCCCGUGGAAAUCGAGUCCUGCUCUUGCCAAAGAAAAGUCUGGCUUCAAGCAUCUUUCGAACCCAGGACGAAGCAUGCACCAAUGACUGUCAGGUUCAUCUCUUCUAAAGAAAAGCCAUACCCCAGGAUCGCCGCGUGCGCCCUGUGGGUUUCUCUAGGUCACGUGAUUCUGGUGGAAUUUCUCAUCCCUCCCGAACCCUCCCUUUAUUCUGUCAUCUUCCUCCGUUGGUCCCUUCAAAGCUGUUGUAAUUUGUACUGAAGUCAAAACGUGUCCCGUUCCCCCCCAGACCACUUAGCUGCGGUAUAUUGCAAUAAAAUUACUUCUUAUAUUUGCAGAAAUUCUUUUGGCGUAAUUUUAUUUUUUCCUCCUAAUCUAUAUAAUUGGACACGUGAGGACGCAAAGAAAAAGAAAACGGUAAACAGAAAACCUCUGCUGAAGAUUCUAGGACAUUUGACCCUUUAUUAAAAUAUAAUGUCAAAUGACGCAUUGUACAUUUCCUAAAAAUUCAAUAGACAUGUUCAUAAGUUUUAACUGUAAUGCCCAGGAAAGGGUGUUUUAAAAUAUUUUAAACCUGUGUAACAGAAGAACAAUUGUAAUAGUUUUUCAAUAAACCAAGUUUACUGUUUCCACUGUAAACACACAUGAUUGGCUGUCUUCUUAAGUGUGACCAGAGCUUUCCCUGUGUCACAGCCGUGUGUGAACCCAGUCGCAGGACAGUAGAAACUCGCAUCCGGGCAAUGGUCACAGAAAGAGGAGGAGACAGAGCCCAGGCCAUUGCCCAUGGACAAAGCUGUACCCCAGCUGCUGUUAGGGUGUGGUCAGGCGCCAGCUCGAGGCUUCCUGGGCAGUUUCCACAGUCCUUGGGUGUCCAGACCUGACUGCACAGGCCUCACCCUCACCCUGGGCAGUAGGUGCCUUGGGGUGGCAUGGUCCCAAGGCCGUCACACCCUGCUGUCCCAACACAUAGCAGGGUAAUAUUUCGGGGUCCCUUGGGUGGGGCUUGUGGCCCCUCCCAGUCAAUGACCCUGAGCAGGAGUGACGCAUGGCCCUUCCAGGCUGAAGCAGCAGUUCCCUCGUGCAUGUCCCCAUGGCUGCAUCCCCAGCAGUUUCCCAGGGGAGUCCCUGGCCAACCUGCGAUAAACUUGUCCCGCGAUCAAGAAACGUUUCGUUGCUUAAAGCCACCAAUGUCGGAAGGUGUUACUACAGCAAAACCUAGGCCAGUGCUUCUCCAAGUGUGGUCCGUGGCCCUGCAGCCACAGCGCGGUCUAGAUGGAAGCGCGAAUCCCUGGGUCGAGCCCGGACGGGGGGAGGGGGCAGAGGCCUGUGUUCUGUGAUUUGAUGAGGCCUCAGGUGGCCCAGGGCUCGCUCAGAACUGAGGGUUACCACCUGGGCCAUCCUGAAGGAGACAGGACAGUGCACCUGAGACUGGGGACUGCUUUCAGCACAAGAGACGGAAGUCGGCCGUGUCACGUCAGGCCUGGAAGCUGGAGCUGUUGUCAGAGGGUGGAAGGCUGCCCACCACCAGGGGCAUCGUGUGGUUGGUCAGGUGGCUGUUUGUUACCUGCGACGGACAGCUUGCUUGCAGGCUUGUAGCCCUGGGUCAGAGGUCAGAGGAGGACAGGGUCUCAGGCUGGCCACUCGGACUGCCCUUGGCAAGUAUGACGCGAGAAGGAGAAGCCCUGGGAAGACUGGCCAGAACGAAAGGAGACAGAGUCCACGGAUUCAGGAGUCUCAGGCCUGGAGGAGGGCCAUUUCCCAGCGUCGACGGUUUAACGCUUUGAGGGAUGCCCGCCAACGAAAGCUCGGGCAUCGCAGCUGUGAGCGGCACACCCGUCACCUGAAACCUCGGCCUGGAUGACGGUGCUGCCUAGUAAAUGACUCGGGAUGGACAGGGUGCGGCUCUCCCCUCCAAAGCUGCUGCAUGAAACAGCUGGGCUGCGGGAGUGUGGGAGCUGUGGCCUGAGCCUGGCGCAGGGAGCCGGCGAAACCCAGCAGGCUGAAGCCCAUUACCUGUUGGAGAGGUGUCCUGCACAGAGAGCUCCAGCCCACGUGAAGGAGUCGGUGGUCCUCAGGCCCCAGAACCCCCGGGGCUGCACCCAGAUGUGGGCAAGGGACGCCCGGGAAGAGAAGGAGCCUGCUGCCCUCGUUGGAGGCAGGUGCUGUGACCUCAACCCCAAAGGUGAGUAGACGGAGCCUCGGGAGAGGAGGGAGGAGAGGGUAGCGAGAGGCCCUGGGGGUGAGGCCCUGCAGAGCCCCCCACUUCUCUGUGCGUCUCCCCUCCCCCUGGGGACCCGGCUGAGGAAGGCACCUGCCUGUCCGCUAGGCUGUGGGAUGAGAGCCUGCAGGUG